Molecule: messenger RNA, 1086 nt
Organism: Bursaphelenchus xylophilus (pine wood nematode)
Lineage: Eukaryota; Metazoa; Nematoda; Chromadorea; Rhabditida; Aphelenchoididae
Source: the annotation of a GenBank genome assembly
AUGCAGGGUGCAGUCGAAGCCGAAACGACCCAGUUCCCACCCCCGACCCCCGCCGUUUCCACCCCCGCCUUUGGUCGAGUGCACUGGCAUUUUGCGAGACGAAAGCGGAGCGCCGCCGGCGGCAAGAACCGAGUGCGUGAAGAGAAUGGUGGGGGGACAGCCGGUUUGAGGGGCCGGGGGGACAAUCUGCACUGUCGCACUUUACCCUUUGCGAAAGUUCUGAUUGCCCCCGAGGCGCUGGGCAAUCAAAAUAUUUGUUUGUCUGAUGCACAGUGCGGCCGGCGAACGCACGGUGCGAAUUUGGGCCGCACAGUGCAAUUUUGCGCCCGCUCAAUGCAAUUUCGAGUCAAUCGCACCGUGCGAAAACUCAUCGCACUGUGCAAAAACUCUUUGCACUGUGCAAACACCAAAAAUCAUGCCCACUGCAGCGACAAAAAAAUUUCUCUCCGACUGCACGAUGCGACGAACAAACACCGGCCCCCACUGCACAGUGCAAUCCCACGGCUCAACCCGCGACACCCCAACCGACUCCUUCGGGCGACAAAUCAAAUGACAAAUGCGAAAACAGCCCUCCUUCGACCGCAAUGAAAAUUUGUCGCCGGGUCCGGGGGCAGCGACAAACUCAAAGUGCGACGGAGUGUGUGCAGGGUGCGUGAAAAGAGCGAGAAAACAAAAAACACUUUGCCCCUUCCCACUUUCCCCCCGCUUUUUUUCGUCGUUCCACCGCUGCAUUUCGGCCGUGAAUGCACCGUGCGACUUUUCCGACGAAAAGGGCGAGAGAGACACAUCGCACCGUGCAUCAUCACGCACUGUCAGGUGACGAGUGAAGGGAGAAAGACGAGGGGAAGUGAGUGCACCGUGCACACAAAGAAAGGUGAUGUCGCGAAACGGAAACGGAAUGCCAUCAGGGAAUGCGCCGAAAGCAGCGCGGGAAUUGAAGAGCGACAAGAGUGGAGAGUGCGGAAUGCAAGUGAAUGGGAAGCUGAGAAAGAGCACAGUGCAAUCGAACGAAUCGCCGCACUGUGCAGACAGCAGCGAUCAUUGAUCAGCGUUGCGAUGGGAAACAGCAGUGUCCCCGCUUCGUGA